AUGAAUUCACUCACCGGUUUUCCUCUACUGCUCGAACAAUUUAAGGCUCUGUUCAUCAAGAACCUCCUCCUCGCAUGGCGGAACAAGACCGCCACCUUUCUCCAGCUCUUCUCUUCCCUCUUCUUCAUCCUCCUCAUCUUCUGCUUCCAGAAGGCCGACGACAUUCAGACCAGGUCUUCCUCCGCCUACCAGAGCGUCACGGAUCCUCAGCCGCUCGUUGCGCAGCCGAUCCCGCCCUGCGAGGACAAGUUCUCUAUCAAAAAGCCGUGUUAUGAUUUCGUGUGGAGUGGAGAUCAGAGCUCUAGCAGGAUUCGGAGCAUUGUCAGUGCUAUAAUGGCUAACAAUCCCAACAGGCCAAUUCCCGCAAGCAAGGUCAAAUCGUUUAGAACCCCAGCUGAAGUGGAUGAAUGGCUGUAUAACAAUCCUUUGUACUGCCCAGGAGCUUUGCAUUUUGUGGAAAGAAACGCCACUGUGAUUAGCUAUGGCCUGCAGACUAAUUCUACUUCUGUUAAAAAACGAGGGCAAACUGAGAAUCCCACAUUCAAGUUUCAAAUUCCACUUCAGAUUGCUGCCGAGCGUGAGAUAGCUAGGUCUCUAAUUGGAGAUUCGAAACUUAGCUGGGUUGUUGCAUUCAAGGAAUUUGCACAUCCUGCAAUGAUGAAGCCGCCUUCUGCAAUGAAUGACAUAGGACCACGGUUUUUUUUCGCUGCUGCCAUGUUUGGUUUUGUGUUUCAAAUGACUUCCUUGGUCACAGAGAAAGAACUUAAGCUGCGGCAGGCGAUGACAAUGAUGGGCCUUUAUGAUAGUGCAUACUGGCUCUCUUGGCUCGCAUGGGAGGGACUGAUUACACUACUCUCAUCUCUUUUCACAGUUCUCUUUGGAAUGAUUUUUCAGUUUAGUUUUUUCUUGCACAACAGCUUUGCAGUCGUAUUCCUUGUCUUCUAUCUUUUCCAACUCAAUAUGAUUGGUUUUGCCUUUAUGUUAUCGGCCUUCAUAAAAAAGUCAUCUUCAACCACAACUGUCGGUUUCUCCAUCUAUACUGUUGGCUAUGUAGCUGCAGACAGCAUCUACUCUAAAGAAGUCUCUAGGACUAAGCGAAACUUGUGGUCUCUAUUCUCACCCAGUCUUCUUUCUCAAGCUCUAUCUAUACUCAAUGAGGCAACAUCCACAUCUAAAAAGACUGGGAUUAGCUGGAGUAGAACGGCAAACUGUAAACCAGGAGAUGAAGAUUGUGUUAUGACAAUUAAUGACAUAUAUGUAUGGCUGACGGCUACAUUCUUCCUCUGGUUGGUAUUGGCUAUCUACUUCGAUAAUAUCAUCCCAAAUGUAUCUGGUGUGAGAAAAUCAGUGUUUUACUUUUUGAAGCCAGGAUACUGGACAGGGAAAAGUGGAAACAAAGUAGAAGAGGGUGGCAUUUGUAGUUGGAUAGGUUCAAUUCCACCACCUGAGCAUAUUACUCCAGAUGAUGAAGAUGUCCUGGAAGAGGAGAACAUUGUUAAAGAGCAAGCUAAGGAAGGCACAGUUGGUCCAAACCUUGCAGUUCAGAUACGUGGCCUUGUAAAAACAUAUCCUGGCCAAAGACAUGGUUGCUGUCGUUCCAAGAGGACUCCACCAUACCAUGCUCUCAAGGGUUUAUGGGUCAACUUUGCAAAGGAUCAGUUGUUUUGUCUACUUGGACCCAAUGGAGCUGGGAAAACCACAGCAAUAAACUGUUUAACUGGCAUUACACCAGUGACUGGAGGAGAUGCCUUGAUCUAUGGACAUUCUGCCCGAAGUUCUGUUGGCAUGGCAAACAUUCAAAAAAUGAUUGGAGUUUGUCCACAGUUUGAUAUUCUUUGGGAUGCAAUGUCCGGGCAAGAGCAUCUCCACAUCUUCGCUAGUAUCAAAGGCCUACCUCCAGCAUCAAUAAAAUUGGCUACUAUGAAGUCACUGGAAGAGGUGAAACUUACUGAUGCAGCCAAAAUGAGAGCUGGUAGUUACAGUGGAGGAAUGAAGCGUCGCCUGAGUGUUGCAAUAGCCCUCAUUGGUGAUCCGAAGUUAGUUAUCCUAGAUGAACCGACAACCGGUAUGGAUCCAAUAUCUAGAAGGCAUGUAUGGGACAUCAUAGAGGAUGCAAAGAAGGGUCGCGCAAUUGUCCUCACCACUCACUCAAUGGAAGAAGCUGACAUUUUAGGUGACAGAAUAGGAAUCAUGGCAAAGGGUAGGCUGCGCUGUAUUGGAACUUCAAUCAGACUGAAGUCACGAUUUGGGACUGGUUUUGUUGCUAAUGUGAGAUUCAAAGAAAGCACAAAUGGACAAGGGCCUCCAUCUCCAAAUGAGGAUGAAGUUGCAACGUCUCAGCAUGAAGCUGUGAAGCAGUUGUUUAAAUAUCGUUUGGAUGUUUCACCAAAAGAAGAGACCAAAGCAUAUCUCACUUUUGUGAUUCCUCAUAAUAGAGAGGAAAUUUUGUCGAAUUUUUUCGCGGAACUGCAAGAUCGAGAAGAUGAAUUUGGCAUAGCAGACAUCCAACUUGGACUUGCAACUCUUGAAGAAGUUUUCCUAAACAUAGCAAGGCAAGCAGAGCUGGAGAGUGCCACAGCUGAGCGGAGAAUGGUUACUCUCACAUUAACAUCUGGAGUCUUGGUUCAGAUACCUAUAGGAGCUAGGUUUGUUGGGAUCCCAGGAACAGAGUCUCCUGAGAAUCCAAAUGGGCUAAUGGUAGAAGUUUUCUGGGAGCAAGAUGAUUCUGGAGCACUCUGCAUAUCUGGUCACUCGUCUGAAACCCCAAUACCUCCUAAUAUCGCAGUUGAACUACUACCAACUUCAACUUCGCGCCGAAAUUCGCUUGGCCGAUCCAAACCAGUGAAUGGUAUUCUUCUUGACUCUGACCAAAUUACUCAAUCUUUAGGACCAAAUGGCCAUAGGCAAAGGACCUGAUACAUUUCCUUGUAAUUAACAACUAGUUGCCUGUGAGAUUAUGUUCCGCUCCGAGACCCAAAAUUGGGUUUAUCGUUGAGAUUCUUUCUAGUUUCAUCUGAUGCAAAUUUUUCACUAACAGGCAGUGACGUUUCAUUUGA
Messenger RNA from Fragaria vesca subsp. vesca, 3056 nucleotides. RefSeq names its product ABC transporter A family member 2-like. Gene Ontology annotation, molecular function: lipid carrier activity; ABC-type transporter activity; ATP binding. The coding region runs from base 1 to 2916 and encodes 971 amino acids. Gene Ontology annotation, biological process: lipid transport; transmembrane transport. The record is from RefSeq and is a predicted model, not a curated record. NCBI's taxonomy places the organism in Eukaryota, Viridiplantae, Streptophyta, Magnoliopsida, Rosales, Rosaceae. The transcript is spliced from 16 exons. Gene Ontology annotation, cellular component: membrane; intracellular membrane-bounded organelle.